AUAAAAUGGCGGCAGGCGCCGCUGCCCUGAAUUGGAGGCGCGUUUCUUCUUUCACGGGGCCGGUCCCCCGAUCCCGCCAUGGCCAUCGCGCCGUGGCGAUCCGCGAGCUGGUCAUCAUCUUCGGGGGCGGCAACGAAGGCAUCGCCGAUGAGCUGCAUGUAUACAAUACCGCCACAAACCAAUGGUUCCUUCCUGCUGUCAGAGGAGAUAUUCCACCAGGGUGUGCAGCCCAUGGAUUUGUCUGUGAUGGUACCAGAAUAUUAGUGUUUGGAGGAAUGGUUGAAUAUGGAAGAUAUAGUAAUGAUUUGUAUGAACUGCAGGCAAGUCGAUGGCUGUGGAAGAAAAUGAGACCCCAGCCCCCUUCAGCAGGUUUGCCUCCAUGCCCUCGCCUUGGCCAUAGCUUCUGUCUAUAUGGCAACAAGUGUUACUUAUUUGGUGGACUGGCAAAUGAGAGUGAAGACUCAAACAAUAACAUUCCAAGAUAUUUAAACGAUUUCUAUGAAUUGGAGCUACAGCAUGGAUCAGGAGUCAUAGGCUGGAGCGUUCCAUUGACCAGGGGAGUUUUGCCGUCUCCCAGAGAAUCCCACACAGCUGUUAUAUACUGUAAAAAAGACUUGGGAAAUCCAAAAAUGUUUAUGUUUGGAGGAAUGUCUGGUUGCCGGCUGAAUGACCUUUGGGAGCUUGAUAUAGAGACAAUGACUUGGUCGAAACCAGAAACUAAAGGGACAGUGCCACUUCCCCGUAGUCUCCAUACAGCCAGUGUAAUAGGAAACAAAAUGUACAUUUUUGGUGGAUGGAUCCCACAGAGUACAGAUGAGAGCCUCCCUGCUCAAGAUGGGGAGUGGAAAUGUACUGGUUCAUUUUCAUACUUAAAUUUAGAUACUUUAGAAUGGAUAAAUCUAAUCCCAGAUUGUCAAGAAGACAAAAACAAUGUGUUACCAGGUCCAAGAGCUGGCCACUGCACAGUCAUUGUUGGCUCUCGCUUGUAUAUAUGGAGUGGCAGAGACGGCUACAGGAAAGCUUGGAACAAUCAAGUUUGCUGCAAAGAUCUUUGGUAUCUAGAUACAGAGAAACCACCAGCACCAUCGCAGGUACAGUUGAUCAGAGCUACAACUAAUUCAUUUCAAGUUAAAUGGGACGAAGUUCCUACUGUUGAAGGAUACCUUCUUCAACUACAUUUAGAUGUGCCCACACCGGUUGCAACUGACGUAUCCUUUACGGUGACACCUGAGCCACAGUCAUCCUGUGUGCAAGGAACUAAACUGGAUCUCCACCCCAAAACUCUCAGUGCCUCAAGCAAUGUGCAAAUUUCCAUUUCAGAGGCUAAGGCCAAGAUUCCAGAAACUGAAAAUACGAAGAAAAACCAUUCCGUUUCCAAAGAGUCCAAUGUCCCUUUAUGUUUGCCUGCUAGCACUUUAGUUAAAGAGUCUCCAGUGCCCUCCACUAGAGCCACAGUUGUUAACCCUCUUGAUUCAGCUGUUCAAUCGCCUAAAACUUCACCACCAAAGCAGAAUUCAAGAGUGAGGACACAAGAACGAAAGUGGAAUGAUGUUGGGAUUUUUCAAAGCAACACGGCAUUAGUGAGCCAGUUUUAUUUGCUGCAAGAAGAAAAGAUUUUUUCCAGCAAGAAGGGAGACAAUACAGAUAUUCCAAAUGCCAGUUUAUUUAAGAAACAGGAUCUCGCUCCUGGCACUUUAUACAGGUUCAGGGUUGCUGCAAUUAAUGGAUGCGGUGUAGGGCCUUUCAGCAAAAUCAGUGAAUUUAAGACUUGCAUCCCUGGAUUUCCCGGAGCACCUUCAAUUGUCAAAAUUAGCAAGAGUGCAGACUGUAUUCAUCUUUCAUGGGAGCCUCCAGUUUCCCCUUCGGGAAAUAUCUUGGAAUAUUCCGCUUAUUUGGCAAUAAGAACCACUCAGCUUCAUGAAAAUCCUAAUCAACUGAUGUUCAUGAAAAUCUAUUGUGGCCUUAAGACCUCAUGUACAGUGACUGCUGCCCAACUUGCAAAUGCUCACGUUGAUCAUACAUCCAAGCCGGCCAUUGUGUUCAGGAUUUCGGCCAAGAAUGAGAGGGGAUAUGGACCUGCCACACAGGUUCGAUGGCUCCAAGAAAUGAAAACAUCAAGUUCAAAGUAGAAGCAGGACAUUACACUGUGGAUUAUGAAUUGGCAGUUAGUACUCUUGAAGUUUUACGAAUCUUCCAAAUAUUUCAUUUUAUGCCAGCUUGAGAUCAGCGUGGUACAGUCUUGAAAAACUGGGCCUAUAGUGAUCAUAUUUUUGGGUAGUACUUUAUCCAGCAUGGUCACUGGCUACUAUACAGAAGAUUAUAUAAUCAUUUGAAUUUUUGGAGAGUCUUCCUUACAUCUCCUAACACAGAGAUCCCCAAUUGUGUUAGCUUCCAACACAUAGGAAAGGGCCAUAGCUCAAUGACUGAGCAUGUGCCUUGCAUGUGAAUGGUGCCAAGGGAAAAUCUCUGGCUAGUCCAGCUGGGGUUGGGAAAGGCCCUGUCUGAAAGCUCAGAGAAUUGCUCCUGAUAAAUGUAGACAAUCUUGAGUUAGAUUAUGGUUUGAAUAAGGCUCUUUGUGUUCCUAAACAUAGAUGCUCAAUUACUGCUUAAAUUUCAUUCAAUUUAAAAAAGCAAUGUGAUGUGUUAUGAAAAUUGCUUAAAGAGAAAACUACCAGAGGAGGAGCAAGAAUAAUGUGUUACCUUAUUGGUGAGAUGGGAGGCAUAUAAACUACAUAAAUACUAAUUUCUCUUUAAAUUAUUUUCAGGACAGAUUUAUAAAUGUUUAAAAUAGAACUCAGAGGUUUGCUUGGGGAGCCAAUAAGCGAGUCCCCGAAAACUUUGCUUGUGUUCAGAUCCUCAUGGAUGAUGGUCUGUAAAACUAUUGUAGAAUGAGCUGUUUGAAGACUGCCGUAAAUAUAUAGCAUCAGAGCUGCUGGAAGUGAAUUAUUUGGUUUUCAACAGCAUAACAAUGGCCUUUUAAAAUCAUUAAUACUGGUUAAUUGAGUCACCUUUUUACAAUAGUAACAAUUUCAGAGAAAAGUUAUUUGUCUUAGGCUUUUAUUCAUUCAUUUUUGUGGCAUAGGGCUGCUUUUGAUGUACAGCUUUAUUCAUGGGUAUGAGUCUCAUCAACCUUAUCAAAAAAAAAAAAAGGAAACAAGGCAAUAUGUAUCCUUGUUAAACAAGAGUUGUUUCCCUGCCUAAUUACAUGUUUUCAAAAGUAUUUGUGGGAGUGGCCUGGAGAGAAUGAAAGCCAUCAUAUAAAAAUUAUCUCUUUAGAAUGAAUUAUAGUUUUGUGCUGAGACAGCAUACAGCUGUGUGCCUUUGUCCAGUGAGAGGUUAAAAGACUCUUGAGUUAACAUGAUGGCCAGCCUAAGCAUGAAAAACAACAAGCAGGGGCUAUAUUCAGUUACUGUUGUGGACACCACAAUCAAUUCAUUACAUUAGUUAAUUUAAAAAUGAGUUGUGGAGAAUCUACAGGCCCGCACAGCUCUGUCACCCCUAUUUCUAUAGCAUUAAGAUACAGUGCUUACCAAAAUUCAGCAUUGUUAAUUUUUGAUAGUACAGUUUUUUCUGGUUUUAAUAAAGAUAAGGGCUAGAACUAGUGCUUUAACGCCUUCUUACCAGCUGCCUGAGAAGCAAAUUGAAAAUGUCUCCAUUAAUUCUCUGGCAGGUUCACUGUCAAGAUUCCUUUCUUCUAGUAUCCACAUAAAAAAAUGCAAGCCAGACUGCAAAACACUGGCCUGUGCAAUGGGUAUAAAUCCCAUUGAGCUGAGUAGAGCUUAUUUCUACACAGUUUUGCAUAAAGAAUUUUUUUUAAUGAUACCCAUAAUGCAUAGGCUAACAACCUAAUUUUGGAAUGAAGGCAAAUCUGAUGUGAUGCCAUAGGUCAGUACAGGUCUUCCAGCAAACUCUGACCAUUUGGCUUAAUAACAAUUAUAUUGUUAUGACAUUAUAAGGUAGAACCCAAAAGAUAAACAUCAAAUGCAGUCCCCAAAGUAUGACAAAUCACAAGUGAGUAGAUUAUGCUCCUGUUCCACCUGAAUUUCAUAUAUAUGCAGAUUUGUUCUCCUCUGGCUUAUAUUUUGUAUCCAUGUUUAGUGUAACAAAGAUACUUUUGUUUACAGUAACUUAAAAUGUAUAGAAUAUUUUAAUAUAUUCAUUUUUGUAAAGAUUUUUCUAGUGUUUACAAACACAUAUUUUAAUCUUUGAGACUAUCCUAAUAUGCAAAUUGCUGAACUAGUUACUUCUGUUAUGAAAAGCAAAUUCUGUGUAAAUGCACUACUAUUAAUUUCUCAUGGGCAUAGAAAUGUUAAAAUCUGUAGAAAGUUUGAACAUGUACAAAAGUACUCCAUCAUGAAUGCAUCACAUACCCACAAAAAAAAGAAGAAGAAGAAAGGGAAAGAAUCCUACGCUUUUUUUUUGGCAUAAUCAUGCUAUUUUGCACUAGUAAGAAUUGUAUCAUUUUUGUGUUGGUUCCAGAAACUAUCUGUAUUGGUCUAAAUUUAAAGCAGAUUUGCACACCUUUGCAUUGCUUUUCUGACACACAUUUUUCAUGACUUUCCUCAAAGGCUUGGGAUUUUAUUUUGCUAAUUGCCUUAGUUUCCUAUCAUAACAUUGGACUUCUGUAACAUUUUUAUCUUAAUCAUGUUAUGACUAAUGUGCCAGCUGCUUCAUUUCCCUUAACAGUUUUUCUACAUGAGACAGCAAAAUAGUGCAAGUGCAUCAAAAAGUAAUAAUCAGAAUGCUAGUGGGCACUUUUUAUCUACCACCUUAUGUAGCAAAAAUGUGUAUGAAGCACUUAUUAGGAAUGUUAAUCUGUUCCU
Messenger RNA from Thamnophis elegans (Western terrestrial garter snake), 4823 nucleotides. It is a transcript of the gene HCFC2, whose product is annotated as host cell factor C2. Bases 6 to 2129 code for a protein of 707 amino acids. The transcript has 15 exons. The record is from RefSeq and is a predicted model, not a curated record. Lineage: Eukaryota; Metazoa; Chordata; Lepidosauria; Squamata; Natricidae. Gene Ontology annotation, cellular component: histone methyltransferase complex. Gene Ontology annotation, molecular function: transcription coactivator activity; protein binding. Gene Ontology annotation, biological process: regulation of DNA-templated transcription; chromatin remodeling.